Molecule: messenger RNA, 147 nt
Organism: Cylicostephanus goldi
Lineage: Eukaryota; Metazoa; Nematoda; Chromadorea; Rhabditida; Strongylidae
Source: the annotation of a GenBank genome assembly
GUCCUCAUGAUAGACGGCGAAGUCGUAGCCGUGACCGUAAAGGACGUGAUCGUGAUGAUAGACGAAGUAGGGAUAGCCGCAGCCCCCAUGACCGACGAAGGCGUGACGACAGAAAGGCUCAAGAAGAAUGCUCCAGUCAUUAUCUAG